This is a messenger RNA of Anguilla anguilla (European eel), 2232 nucleotides long. RefSeq names its product cylindromatosis (turban tumor syndrome), like (gene cyldl). Gene Ontology annotation, molecular function: cysteine-type deubiquitinase activity; K63-linked deubiquitinase activity. Gene Ontology annotation, biological process: protein K63-linked deubiquitination. Gene Ontology annotation, cellular component: cytosol. NCBI's taxonomy places the organism in Eukaryota, Metazoa, Chordata, Actinopteri, Anguilliformes, Anguillidae. Bases 1 to 834 code for a protein of 277 amino acids. The record is from RefSeq and is a predicted model, not a curated record. The transcript is spliced from 7 exons.
AUGCAGGAUCCAGAAGAAUUCCUGACCCUUGUUAUGCAGCGAAUUCUGUGUUUGGAGCCACUUCUUAAACUGUCAGCAGGGGACAAGGUGCAGGAGAACUACUGUUACCAGAUUUUCCUGGAUCAGAAACACUCGCUCAUUCUGCCAACCGUUCAGCAGCUGCUGGAGCACUCUCUCCACUGGUCCGGGCUCACACUGGCCGAGAUCCCCUCCUGCCUCAUCCUGCAGAUGCCGCGCUUCGGCAAGAAGUUCAAGCUGUUCGACAAGAUCAUUCCAUCCCUGGAGCUCGACAUCAGUGACCUCCUGUCAGAGAGUCCUCGAGAGUGUGUGUUAUGCGGUCAGCUGGCUGGUUUGGAGUGCACAGACUGCUUCACAGAUCCGACCUUUGGAAGGACAGGUUUCAAACAGUUCUGCCGAACCUGCUCUGCACAGGUACACAGCCACCCCCAGAGGAAGUUGCACCGGCCCUCUGAUCUUCGCCUGCCGGAGGGGUACCCCCCCUCGGGGGCCAGGCAGUGGGGACCCCCCCGGGAGAAGCUGCAGCUGUUCGCCGUGCUGUGCAUAGAGACCAGCCACUACGUGUCCUUCGUCCGAUACGGCCCCCGCCCCGGGGACUGGCUCUUCUUCGACAGCAUGGCUGACCGAGUCGGAGACCAGGACGGGUACAACAUCCCGCAGGUACAGCUGUGUCCUGAGGUGGAGCGCUACCUGCAGAUGAGCCCGGCGGAGCUGGCCACUCAGGUGCCCCGGGAAAUGGAGGGCGUGGCCAAACGUCUCUUCUGCGACGCCUACAUGUACCUGUACCAGAGCCCGAGCAUGGCCCUGUACCGCUGAGCGUAGUACACCUGUACCCUUACCUGCAGCUCACCUUUAACUUACCUGUACCCUUACCUGCAACUCACCUUUAACUUACCAGUGCCUUAUCUGUGAGAUGCCUUUUUAUGUGCCUGCACCUUACCUUUUACUUACCUGUACCUUACCUGCAACUCACCUUUAACUUACCUGUACCCUUACCAGCAACUCACCUUUUACUUACCUGCACCCUUACCUGCAACUCACCUUUAACUUACUUGUACCUUAGCUUUCAAUUGCCUUUUACUUACCUGUACAUCACCUGUCCCUCACCUGUAACACCCUACCACGUGGGAGUUCUCCUGCACCAUAGUGCCAAACACAUCAGCCUGCAUCAGCCUGUCUGGCAGCUGCUGAAGACCCUACAGCCUGUCUGGCAGCUGCUGAAGACCCUACAGCCUGUCUGGCAGCUGCUGAAGACCCUACAGCCUGUCUGGCAGCUGCUGAAGACUCUACAGCCUGUCUGGCAGCUGCUGAAGACCCUACAGCCUGUCUGGCAGCUGUUGAAGACCCUACAGCCUGUCUGGCAGCUGCUGAAGACCCUCAGCCUGUCUGGCAGCUGCUGAAGACCAUACAGCCUGUCUGGCAGCUGCUGAAGACCCUACAGCCUGUCUGGCAGCUGUUGAAGACCCUACAGCCUGUCUGGCAGCUGUUGAAGCCGACGCCAGGGAUCCCUUCAGCCUUGGAAUGGCAGCGGGCUUUUGGGGCGACUAAAACGUCUUUUGUUAAUUAGCCUAUGCAACAGGACAGCUGAAACCCAGUUAGUUAACCCAGGGGUUACAGGUAGAUAAAUCAUGCCCCCUGCUGAAUCGCCUGUAGCUCACCUGUCUGUCCUGCUAUGGGGCUUUGGCAAGGCAGUCAGCCACCUCUGUGCUGGACCAAAUACUUAAAACACAAUACCUGCUCUGUACUAGGCUCACCUGUACCAAAAUACCUGCUCUGUACUAGGCUCACCUGUACCAAAAUACCUGCUCUGUACUAGGCUCACCUGUACCAUACCUGUUCUGUGCUAGGCUUGCCUGUACCAUAAUACCUGUUCUUCACAUGUGCUAUUACCUGCAAGUUGCCUGUUUUUUUUACACUACUCUGAACUUACAAUAAACACAGAAGAUACACUGUUUUUUUUAGAAAUUCAAAUCGGCUCUUCAAGUCCGAUUGUUGUUUGAGCUUCAUGCGGAACUGGAAGGACAAUCUGUAUAGUUUGUGUGGAGUCGAUAUUAAUCUUUGCUAUUUUUUCAGAGGGUAAGGUUAUUUUUCAGCCAAGCCAAUAUCUUAAUUAGCUCUGUAAUGCCUUUGCUUGGCAACGGAUGUAAAUAAGGAGAAGGGAAAAAAAAAAGAGAAAACUUCUGCACUUUAAAACAAAACAAAAAAAAAAUGAAG